This is a messenger RNA of Plutella xylostella (diamondback moth), 3174 nucleotides long. RefSeq lists its product as uncharacterized. Gene Ontology annotation, molecular function: zinc ion binding. Gene Ontology annotation, biological process: DNA damage response; positive regulation of double-strand break repair; protein localization to site of double-strand break. Gene Ontology annotation, cellular component: nucleus; site of double-strand break. Lineage: Eukaryota; Metazoa; Arthropoda; Insecta; Lepidoptera; Plutellidae. The record is from RefSeq and is a predicted model, not a curated record.
UAUAAAUAACUGUCAAAAGGUCAAAGCAGAGUAGAGCAAAAUUUAACGGUUUUUGUUGAUAUUUCUUAAAUUGCUUAUAUUUACUAAUAGGAAAGUUAAAGUAAAUAAUUAAUAAUGGAAAAACCAUUUUUUAAAUGUAGGCUAUGUCUGAAGCUUGGUGAUUUUUGCUCAGUGUUUGAACAGGAUGAGUCCAUAAAAUUGUCUGAUAUGGUUAUGUCUUUCGCUAACAUUGAAAUAUAUGAAGGAGACGGCCUCCCAGACCGUGUGUGCUCGUCGUGUAUUGAGAACUUGAGCACAGCUUACAUAUUCAAGUUACAAGUUGAGAGAAUUGAUCAUCUGCUAAGGAAGUCAUCAGAUAUCCAGGCCAACCCACACACAGCACCAGACUUUGACAUGCUUCUGAACAAAGAUUUCCACGUCCACACUGACUACGGCUCCAUAGAGGAAAAUGGUGAAAACUGUGUUAAAGAUGGCAAUGUGAGUGGUGAGUACCACAGCGCCUCAGAUAAAGUUCUAGAGACAAGCGAUGACACUGACAGUGAUGUUGACUCCAUAAAGUGUGUGCAUUGUAAUGAAGCCUACAAUCACUAUGGGGCUCACAAAUGCCAUGUGACCUGCACCAUCGAGCACGACCAGCACCAGUACUCCAGCAGCACAGAGACACUCGUGGCCACUGAUGCAGAGACCACACCUGAUUCCCCCACACAACUCAACACUUCCAUCUACAAGACCCCACCACCACCCACUGUGUCCUGUGUACUCUGCGAUGAAAAGUUGACAGACUAUGACUUGUAUGUCACCCACCUGAACAAGUGCACAGCUAAUGUGAAGCUGCACCACUUUGUGUGUCCAGCGUGCCAUGAGAUCUUCACUGACAAAUAUGCAUACUUCCAACAUUUGAGGAUGAAUCAUUUCUUGAGCACACCAGACUCCAGUUUUGAUUGUGUGGACAGUGUUCCGUUGGUUGAGAAGACCAGGGUGCCCAAGCCGGUGCGGCGACAGAUUGGAUGGUCAGUGGAGGACAUUUAUCAGGAGAUUGAAUGCAAGAAGGUGGAGGAUACUCCCACGUCAAGUCCGUUUAAGUCUUUCUUUUCUAAAUUGGGGAAUGAAUCGUUCAGCCGCCAGAGCACGCCAAAACGGGUCAGCUUCCGCAGGCUGAUAGAAGAUGGCAAACAGAAGACCUCCAACUACUUCCAUUUCAAGAAGCAUGUGCAGAAUGUUAAGAAGGUCACUCACAGUCCGCUGAAGGGAAAGCUGCAAGUGACAUCUAAAAUAAAAGCAAGCCUGCCAGAAAUUGUUUCUGAUAGUGACUACACGUCGCCGAGCGGCACCUCGGAGGAGUCGUGGAAGAUGAAGCAGAACCUGAUCUGCGCCUGCGACAAGAAAGUCUUCAUGAUAUCCGAGUUUGUACAUGACCGCGACCGGCUGACCGUCAUGAUCAAGGAGCUCGGCGGGGUCAUCGCCGAGAACACCAAGAUGGAGAUGCUCGCGACUCACUUCAUCUCUGUGCUGCCGAACGACACGUACACCGGCAUGAUGGUGUGCGCGCUGGCCACGGGGAAGUGGCUGCUGCACGUCAACUUUGUGUAUGACAGCUUCCGCGCUAAGCGGUUUAUGAGGGAGAACCUCUACGAAUGGAAGAAGCACCCGAAAGUCCUCGAGCUCGACAACACGAGCGUAGAGGUCGCUAAGGCAGCCGUGUACUGGCACUUGGAGCUGCAGGCUCUCAACGCCAAGUUCCCCUUCGAGGGCAAGCAGAUCGUGCUCAUCAUGAAGAAGAAGUACAGACAGUACUACCAGAUGAUCUUCAAGACGUUGAAGGCGAAGCCGCUUACUUAUGAUCCGAGAACCCCGGGCAGCUGCUGCACCGCCGACUACUGCUUCGUGGACAUGAAGGUCAUCGAACGAGUCAAACUGCGCUUCUUCGCUCGCCACGACGUGCCCGUGUUCCCCUACCAAUAUAUCCUGGUCUACCUGCUCAACAGAGGCCGGGUCGACGACGAACAGAAGUAUGUGCUGCAAGAGCUCAAGAAACACGGGUUUACUGGGGCCAUUGAUUGUUUGAAUAAGACCUUUUAAAGGCGUACGACGGGAUAUUUAAACGCGCCGCGUCACCACUGAAGUCUUAAGCUGCGUACAGACCGGCCCAACGAACGGCCAACGGUGGAUAUUUAUCAUACAUAAUACAGGGCAGAUUGCAGCAACGAAGGUCAGCGAAACCCGUUCGUUUGGCCGGUCUGUACGCAGCUUUACGGCAAUAUCGUUAUCUAGUAAUAUAAAAGUCAUAUGAUAUUGCCGUAAUACUUCAGUGGUGGCGCGGAUUCUUGUUUCAGUGUGGUGGUGGUUGUAGUUUUGCUGAAAUUACGAGUUGUGUUACUCCUUAGCACUUCCAUUAGUUUUAGGUAUUUUGGUAUGGCCAGUCAUAGCGGUGAUUUCACAUAUUUUCGUUUAGGCUUAGUAGAGAGUUAUUAUAUUAAAAUAUGGAUAUAGUUAUACGAAUACAUCAUUAUUAUUAUUGUUUUUUCCAGGACUAAAUGUUAGAUCAAUGAACGUUCCUAUAUCAUUCCAUGUCUUUGUGCAGCUAACUGUAGGUUUAGUUAUUGAAGUAAAUAAUCAAUGUAUUUAAUAACGUAUCUAACAAAUGCCAUAUAUUUUUAGUACAUUAUGAAAUUUAUUAUAAGACUGCAAUUUUUAUACUUACAUAGAUAGAUCUUAUGAUAUUCAUUACAUAGAUUUUAUGAUAAAUAUUUUAAAGCUGUUGCUCAUUAAUCAAUUUAUUAUUAAGUAGGUUUAACCUUAAGCAAAUUAAAUAAGACAAAAAUGUUUCAAUGUUACUUGAGAAUUUUAUGUUGUUAUUAUUCGGAAUGUUUAGAUAAUUUUAACGCCAUGACGGAGUAGAUACGAGCACUGCACGAGAGCCACUUGCUUUUUUUAGCGCGUAAGACUAGCUGUGACAAAAUAUUUUAUCGCGUUUGCUGUCGAGGCUGCGCGAUAUGAAUGCUAUGCUAUAACUACCUAUAACGUUUUUAUUUGUAUACACGCCGCAGGAACCUAGCUAUCCCUACCAGUUGAAUAAUACUUCUGAGUGAUAUGUCAGAUGGAGGAAACUAUUUACCAAUUUCAAAAUGUAUCAGCACAUUAUUUUUAAAUCAUCUAAAUUACGUCGAACAGCAG